UGCACGACAAAAAUGUCAAAUUUAACAACUGUAUCAUUGCUAGUGUUUAGAUUCUUUGAGCGUUUAAAUUGAAUUUUUUUUCCAUUAUAUUCUCGAGGAUGGAUACUCAUCUGUGUUGUUAUCGCCGUCACUAUUUUCCAUGUGUCGCAACGAUGAUAUCAGUCAAUAAUUCUGGAGUAUUUUCUUAACGAUGCUCCGACGUAACCUCAUCGACAACUGUCAAACUGGUGAAAAGGGGGUGACAAAUUAACGAAAACUUCACUCGUCUCGCAAAUCGAGGCGAUUAUUCAGGAAGCCGCUUUUCCAUCGAUGUCCAAGUGGAUACGCAAACGAAUGUCAAUUUAUUGCGACCACAAAUGGCAUUGCGAAGUAUGAACUCGGGCAACACAUUUUAUACGCCCGUAUCAUCAUUCGCAGAGAUGUGGUAUCAAAUAUUUUUAUGGGCCCUAUUUUCCUCGAUAUUCGUACAUACAAUCGCUGGGGCUAUUUGUUUCGCUACCUUACGGCAACAUAAAUACGGCAAAUUCUUUCCACUGCUUAUCAUAAUAAUGGGUGUACUCUUGCCGCUGACAUCCGGAAUUCUCAGUUCAGCGGCAGUUGCCUUUGUAUAUAGAGCGUCUGGUUAUCAAAUGCCACCUUUAUAUGCAUUGUUUUGGGGUAUUGGGCAGACUGUGGUAGCUGCGUGCGUUGGAUUCACGCGAAUUUUAGCAACCUUGUAACCUAGGGACUACAUUUGUGAUAUUUGUGUGUAUAUAUACAUGAGAACGGCGAUCAAGUGUCUUCUAAGUUAUAGAUAUAUAUAUGAAGCUCUGUACAUACAUAGGUAAGUUUAUCAUUGUAGAUAUUUAGUUACAUUGACAUCGAUUAAUGGGUUAAUUAUAAAAAUAAUAAAUUGUGAGAGUUGUUGAAGAUAUAUGUUAGGAAGAUUUUGUA
Messenger RNA from Dinoponera quadriceps, 933 nucleotides. RefSeq names its product transmembrane protein 170A. Lineage: Eukaryota; Metazoa; Arthropoda; Insecta; Hymenoptera; Formicidae. The record is from RefSeq and is a predicted model, not a curated record. Bases 357 to 719 code for a protein of 120 amino acids. The transcript has 3 exons.